Molecule: messenger RNA, 909 nt
Organism: Capronia epimyces CBS 606.96
Lineage: Eukaryota; Fungi; Ascomycota; Eurotiomycetes; Chaetothyriales; Herpotrichiellaceae
Exons: 1
Coding region: 1-909 (302 amino acids)
Source: RefSeq, a predicted model, not a curated record
AUGGCUACCAUUGACAGUGAUUUUAUCCGCCAGCAUGUCAAGUCCCCGGACUCCAUCAUUCUUAGAGACAUCUCUGGCGGCAGUACAGUGCUCAAAGUCCCAGGAUUCGAUGUCGUGAUCAAAUUUGGUGGAGGUGUAACACAAGAGGAGGCGAUCGCGCAAAGUACAGCCUUUGACCUUUUGGACCCAGCGAUCGUACGCGUUCCACAGGUCCACCAUUUCCAUCGCGACUCUGAUACGGGCAUUGGGUAUUUGGCGAUGGAGUGGUUUGAUGCCUCACUAAUUGAUAUGCAUGACGACAGACAGGUCGAAGCCCUGCAGAAGACCAUGGCUCAUUUGGCAUCUCUGACCAGGAGCUUUCCCGGACCUCUUCAUCGAGGCGAGCCGCAAGGCAUCCUCUGGGAAGAUAGCGCUCCAAGUGCUUGUCAUACAGUUGAAGGGUUAGAGAAUUGGAUCAACACAUGGCAACAUACGCCCGUGGACCUCCGUGGAGAAGAAUUUGUGCUGUGCCACCUAGACACCGCCGCAGAGAACAUAUUGUGGCUGCCAAGUGGUCACGUUUGUCUGCUUGACUGGAGCUCUGCUGGGUAUUACCCACGCUAUUUCGAGCUGGCGGCCCAUUUGAAAAAGGGUGCGCCUAAUGAAAAAAUUGAGCGGCUUUUGCAAUCGCCGCGAGCGCCUUUCUCAAUCUCAGAAGAACAGCAUAUGGGCUGCCUGAUCCAGGCCUGCGCCAAUUCUAUGGCUUAUGCGAAGCCGAUGCCAAGAAUGCCACCAAAGCAGACCGAGCGAUGCUACCUCGUAAGGCAGCCAUCAGUGCCGCAACUGAUUCAGGAUCUGUCAGAAGAUCACCACACCGGCAAUCCAGUAGCCCAGAUCCAUCCCGAGCGCAUGGGGUUCCUUGUUGACUAA